This is a messenger RNA of Phalaenopsis equestris, 2100 nucleotides long. RefSeq lists its product as uncharacterized. Gene Ontology annotation, biological process: transmembrane transport. Gene Ontology annotation, molecular function: transmembrane transporter activity. The record is from RefSeq and is a predicted model, not a curated record. The transcript has a single exon. NCBI's taxonomy places the organism in Eukaryota, Viridiplantae, Streptophyta, Magnoliopsida, Asparagales, Orchidaceae. The coding region runs from base 113 to 1939 and encodes 608 amino acids. Gene Ontology annotation, cellular component: membrane.
CACAAUCCUCUCUCCUUCCUCUUCAUAUCCAUCCUUCCCGAUCUCCCCGGACCUCCCACUCCAUCCCACUCUCUGAAAAUCAAAUUCAGAAAGAGAGAGAGAGGGAGAGAGAAUGGCUCUGCCCGGCAGCCCUCUCUACGUCUCCAACCAGGUAAUCCAUGGCCGCUGGUUCAUGGUCUACGCCUCCCUCCUCAUCAUGUCAGCCGCCGGAGCAACCUACAUCUUCAGCAUCUACUCCCCCAUUCUGAAAUCCUCCCUCCACUACAACCAACACACCCUCAACACCAUCUCCUUCUUCAAAGACCUCGGAGGCAACGUCGGCAUCCUCUCCGGCCUCAUCAACGAAGUCUGCCCUCCCUUCGUCGUCCUCCUCAUCGGCGCCUCCAUGAACCUCUUCGGCUACCUCAUGAUCUACCUCUCCAUCAUCUCCCGCAUUCCCCGCCCCCCCGUCUGGCAGAUGUGUCUCUUCAUCUGCAUCGGCGCCAACUCCCAGACCUUCGCCAACACCGGCGCUCUCGUCACCUGCGUGAAAAACUUUCCCGAAAGCAGGGGAAUCGUUCUCGGUUUGCUCAAAUGCUUCGUCGGACUCAGCGGCGCCAUUUUCACGCAGCUUUAUCCCGCUUUCUAUGGGGACGACGCGAAGUCGCUGGUGCUAUUCAUCGCCUGGCUUCCGGCCGCCAUUUCAGUGUUCUUUGUUUACACGAUUCGGAUCAUGAAGCCGGUGCGCAGCUCCGAAUCAAAAACCAGACCUUUUUACCAGUUUCUGUAUCUCACGAUUGCGCUUGGCGGGUACCUUCUUGUAAUCAUUGUAGUUGACAAGAUCACAAAUUUCCAGCGCGCGGAGCAGAUUGCUAACGGCGCUGUCGUCAUCUUCCUUCUCUUUCUCCCCAUCGUCGUCGUCAUCAACGAAGAACUCAAUAUUCUGAAGGAGCAGAGCAGAGCUCAGCUGGAGCAGGGCGAAACUAAACCGCCGCCACCACUUCCACCGCCGUCCCCGGUGAUCCCCAUUAAAAACGAUGAAACCUCCGUUGAGAUAGAGAAAAAGGAGCCAAAGUCGACGCCUUUCGCCCGCAUAGCCGAUGUAUUCCGACCGCCGGAGAGAGGGGAAGACUACACCAUCCUCCAAGCCUUAUUCAGCAUCGACAUGAUCGUCCUCUUCUUUUCAACAAUCUGCGGCGUCGGAGGAACCUUAACAGCCAUCGACAACAUGGGGCAGAUUGGGGAGUCAUUAGGCUACCCUUCAAAAAGCAUAAACACUUUUGUCUCACUCAUCAGCAUCUGGAACGCCAUGGGAAGACUCGCCGCCGGAUUCCUGUCUGAAAUCCUGCUAGAAAAGUACAAUUUCUCACGCCCUCUCAUGCUUACUCUGGUGCUUCUCCUAGCCUGCGCAGGGCACCUUCUGAUAGCAUUUGGGGUAUCCAACACGCUCUACAUAGCCUCCGUCAUCAUCGGAUUCUGCUUCGGCGCGCAGUGGCCAUUGCUGUUUGCGAUCAUCUCUGAAGUUUUUGGGCUGAAGUAUUACUCGACUCUGUACAAUUUGGGGGGGAUAGCGAGCCCGAUUGGGUCUUUUGUUCUGAAUGUGAUGGUGACAGGGCGGUUGUACGACAAGGAGGCGGAGAGGCAGAGCAGGGCAGCGGGGGGAGAUGGAAAGGAGUUAACUUGCAUGGGGGUGAAGUGUUUUCAGUUAUCUUUUCUGAUCAUUACGGGGGCGACGGUGGUGGGGAGUUUGAUUUCGCUGGUUUUGGUGGUGAGGACGAAGAAGUUUUAUAAAGGAGAUAUAUAUGUUAGGUUCAGGGAGAGCGCGGCGCCGCCGAUGGGUAACGGAGAGGAGAAGGUGGGUGGUGGUGGAGGAGGGAUUAAUGGCGUUCAAAAGGUGGGGUCUUUUGGGAGGAUGGAAGAUGGGGGAGAGAGAGAUGGGAUAUCGGAGGUGAGGAGCUAGGGGUGGGCAUUAUGAGUGAUAGUCAAUAUGAAUGAAUUUGUUGAUAUUGUGAUGAUAUUUGUUAGUAUUGUUAUAAUAUUAUCGACUUGUAUAUGCGAAUAUCAUAUGUAAUAUUCGCUUCCUCAUGUGCACACAAAAGAAGAGAUUCGAGCUUUUUUUAC